AUGAAAGAUGACGGGGCACUAAUAUUCCUAUCUUUAUUAUGUGCAACCGUUCGUAAUACCGCUUAUCCUUCAUCAAAACUUCAUGCUUUGGACAUGUUACUUGCAAUUGGUCAGCAUUUGGAAGAUGAAUUUAAAUUGGAUCGUUUAGUUCCUUAUUUAAUAGCAUUAUUAGAUGAUGAAGUUGGUUUGGUUAGAGCAAGUACUGUGAAAACUUUGGCAAACCUGCUCUCAUUGGUAGAAACUAUAACUCCAUUUAAUGCUACCAUCUUUCCUGAGUAUAUAAUGCCUAAAUUACGCAAAUUUGCUACUGACCCAGAAAUCCUUGUAAGAAUGACUUAUGCUCAAUGUAUUACUACAUUUGCCGAGACAGCUUUACGAUUCCUUGAAUUGGCUCAAGCGUCACAUGAUUCGACCCUACAUGAACUUCAAUCAAUUAUACAAGAACAAGUAACGACACUUUUGAUCGAUAGUGAAAGUGCAGUAAAACGUGCUUUACUUUCAAAUAUUACUAGUCUUUGUAUUUUCUUUGGACGACAAAAAGCAAAUGAUGUAUUGUUAAGUCAUAUGAUAACUUAUUUGAAUGAUCGAGAUUGGAUGUUAAGGAG
Dentiscutata erythropus is the source of this 605-nucleotide messenger RNA. The record is from the annotation of a GenBank genome assembly. Lineage: Eukaryota; Fungi; Glomeromycota; Glomeromycetes; Diversisporales; Gigasporaceae.